Molecule: messenger RNA, 1006 nt
Organism: Bursaphelenchus xylophilus (pine wood nematode)
Lineage: Eukaryota; Metazoa; Nematoda; Chromadorea; Rhabditida; Aphelenchoididae
Source: the annotation of a GenBank genome assembly
AUGGCGGGUCUGGAAGUUCACGGCUACAGUGAUGUCCGAUGGGUGCAAGGCGUCGUAAUCAACGAUCAGCAGUCUCCUGAAGUCGUGAACGAGGUUUAUGAGUUUGGCCAUUACAAUAAAGUGCCGCUGACGGUCCGACUUUCCCCAGCCGUCUUCCUCAAGUAUCGGCCGAACUCUGGCCGCCAUCGAUGCGCGACUUACUUUCCCAUUGGAACGAGACUUCUUUACCAGAGAGCUGGACGUAACAUUAUUCGUUUUGACGUAAUGGGGACAUUCAAUUUUGUAAGUAGAUUGCAUUUAUUUGCUAAAUCGUUUUACGUUUUUACAGUCUCCUUUUCAGGCAUUUUGUCGUGCAGUCCGAGGGAUUGGCGACAAUUCGAAUCACUGUUUUGUGGACCUUCUUGAGAUGAUUCUGCCUUUACGAGGGAAUGGUGGGUUUGCUCCUCCUGGGGUCAGUUUCCACCUAACAAUUGGUUACAAUCUUAUCCCCAAGGCCACAGGGCCGAGCCUGAUCGAGUUCUAUGUGGAAAGUGUCGAAAGAAUUUCAUUCGAGUCCAUCCUUUUCGAUGGAAUUGUAAGCGUUUGCCUUAAAAUUUUUAUCUAGAUUUGCAGCCUUGGCCAAUUCACGGCGUUAUCACCUACCAAACUCAGCCCGAUUACAACAGGAAGUACGAGCCCCUCAGCUUCAUUGUACGUUCAAAUAAUCUGACUUAACUCUUUAUUUUUACAGCCCAAAACUUACCUGGUUUAUCUUGGUGGGGGGUUCUUCUUCAGCCAUCGUUAUGAAGAGAUGCCUUUGGUUAAACUUGGCUUUGACGCAGUCCCAAAUUUGGAGGUGGGACAAAUAUAUAUUUCUUGUGUCAUCCAAAGUCGCCUGGACUGUAAAUGUUUCACACACCAGACGAUUAGAAAACCCCAAGUCAAAGAUCAGGAGGAAUUGCGAAUCGACUUUGACGAGCUUCAUCAGAGGGCAUGUCAAUUCAUCAAAAAAGAUCUGCCGCGUUAA